This is a messenger RNA of Wickerhamiella sorbophila, 1227 nucleotides long. Its product is annotated as Protein SDS23. Lineage: Eukaryota; Fungi; Ascomycota; Dipodascomycetes; Dipodascales; Trichomonascaceae. Bases 1 to 1227 code for a protein of 408 amino acids. Gene Ontology annotation, molecular function: protein serine/threonine phosphatase inhibitor activity. The transcript has a single exon. The record is from RefSeq and is a predicted model, not a curated record.
AUGCACAACAGUCCUGCUCGCGAAAAAAGGAUCCCGUUAGAAGUGGGCACACCGCAGUCCGCAGGUGAUAGCGAUAGCACAAGCGUUUCCUCGACUCCUAUCUCGACCCCACUUUCCACGCCCAUCGUGGCCACCGCAGGCAUAACGGCAUGGCUUGACACCACAUUGGAGGAACUAGUGCAGCCUGAGCUGUUUGUCUCGUAUCCGGCAAAAGACCCUGUCGAUCUCGCCACCCAAAUUAUGACAACAAAGCAGCUAACUUGUCUUCCAUUGACCAAUGCGGAGGGCGAUGUGGUUGAGUAUUUGGACUACUCGCACCUCAACUGCUAUCUUCUCCUAGUGCUCGGCCGGGUUGAGCCUGCCGGCAACCGUGCGGAUUUCCAUGCCCAAGCCGAACAAGUGCGAAAGGGAAUCCCGUCCAGCGCUGAGUUCGCCGCCCAGCUAGGUGCCGUUGACCCCAUCGUCCGUAUGCCCGUGUCGUCGACUCUGUCUGCUGCUGUGCGUCAAUUCGCCGCUGGCGUUCAUCGUAUUGCGUGCGUCGAUACAAAUGAUCGCGUCGUGGGUGUGCUGUCCCAGCGGCGCAUGGUCAAGUACGUUUGGACAAACAUCAAAAAGUUCCCGCUCCUUGAGGCGUUUUUGGAUAAGCCUCUUGGAGAGCUGCCUAUCGGGACUUACCAGGAGAUGAUCACAGUUCAAGGAGACGCACCACUCCUAGAUGCUCUUAGUCUUAUGCACGACGAAACAGUCUCCAGCGUAGCAGUCGUUGAUCGCGAAAAGAACCUGCUGGGCAACAUCUCCGUUGCCGAUGUGAGUCUGUUGACUCGUGGUGCCCAGACACCCCUAUUGGCCCAGCCCUGUAAACAUUUUUUGACGGUUAUUCUCGAGAACCGUGGCCUUGUCGACGGCAAGGACGUUGUACCUGUUUUUUAUGUUGAUCGCCAAACCAAGCUUGGGCUUAUUAUUGCCAAAAUGGUUGCCACAAAGGCACAUCGCCUGUGGAUCGUCGAACAACGCGAUCCCGACGCCAUCAGCAGCGGCAAACUUGUAGGGGUUGUUUCGCUCACAGAUGUCCUCAAUUUCCUUGCUCGUCAAGGCGGCUCCUUCCUCGACCCUGAGUCGGCCCGCCGCCACCGCCGCUCAUCUUCCAGCUCUGUGCGAUCGAACUCACGAGCAAGAAUGGGUGCCAGUCCGCAUAGCUCUCACAUGCGACCCAGUCUACACAAUUGA